This is a messenger RNA of Schistosoma bovis, 1420 nucleotides long. The record is from the annotation of a GenBank genome assembly. Lineage: Eukaryota; Metazoa; Platyhelminthes; Trematoda; Strigeidida; Schistosomatidae.
GCUAAUCUGAAGGCCACCCGUCGUUUGCCGAAGGUUGUCGAAUAUGGUUGAGAAGACUGAGGAUUUGAAGAGCUCACUAACAAAUUUGGUUAACGGUUUAGGGUACAUUUUGUCUGAUCGUUUACGAAAUGUAGAUGGCGAUUUCGAUUUUGAGUUGUCUCUCACUGCUUCAUCUGAUCUGGACACACGAUUCAUGCUGAUGCUUGACAGGUAUAUAAUGCCUGGGUCUAACACAGACGAUUCCAUACCUGUUAAGAAUGCCUGGGUGAAGUUUGCCGCAAUGGCCUCUGCAUACGUCUACAAAAAUGUUGGUGAAUCGGUUUCCAAACCUCUUCGAAAAUGGCUGGCGAAUGCUGCCAGUGCUGCAAUUCUCGCUGGACUACUUGCAGAAGUGCCCGAAUCGUCGGAUUCAAAUGAACGAUCUGCUUCUGAUGGAGAGACAUCUGUCGAAAAUAUCUCCGCACCUGACAGAGUAGUGGAGAAUCGUCAAGAUGGUGCCUGGUACUAUGGCCGUUGGACCGUUGACAAUGUUGCUAGCAGUUGUGAACUGAUGGAUGUGAUCGAUGUUGAAAUGACAGAUGCAUGUAUUCGAGUGAUGAUUGCUGCUGUUGUUAAUUAUUUCCAGGAGAACAGAUUCGCUCCAUGUGGUUUGUUGAGAGACAGUUAUGCAAGUGCGAUACUGAGAAGUGAUCUAAUGGAUAGGUAUGGGUUGACAGACGAACGUGACAAAAUUGAAGCGAUGCGUAUUACUGGUAGUUGGGUCUCGAAACUGUAUGUGUUUCACAUGGCGACGAAGCAUCGUGAUUUGGAACAUUCAAUCAGACCUAUAAAUAAUGUUGGUUUGGUGCGUCCUCUGAAACUAGAUAUCAGUCAGUGUUUCGAGGACUUGACAGCUAGAUUUAUCCGUACACGAAUCGCACAUCAGAUUGCCAGUCGAAUGGUGCGAUCUGUGUGUAUAGUGUUUUUUGAAGAUUUGAAUGAAUUGAUUGAGUUGCGGAAGCUGUACCGUCAAAUAUCCGGUGAUCCAUUUUAUUAUCACUCUGACUGUGAAUAUUUGACGAAAUCAUCUGGACCGUCAGUCAGUGACAAAAUGAGUAGUAUAUUUGGUCGAUUGGUCACCUAUUUGAGUGUUUUUGAGCCGAAUAGUGAACUGUUUGAUUAUCCGCAGUUGAAGAUGAAUGGUAGGACUCGAGAACAACACUAUGUUGAUUACAGUAAGAAUUGGAAGAAGAUACUGGAGACGAUUUAUACAGAGUUGUAUAUGCCAAGUGGAAGUCAUUUAUUGGAUGUACUUAGAAGUAGAUGCAAGAUUGCAGAAAAUAUUCCACAAAAUGAAGAACUUUUGAGAGAAUGUUGGAAUGAAUAUGGUGUCGGUUGGAAUAUUUCGGAGUUUAUUUUCCGAUAUUCACUUAAUCGUUAA